GGCCGGGGAGGGGCACGGGCGGGCCCUGCCGGGGGGCGUCCCCCAGCGCCUGCGGGACACCCGGCCCGGCUCGGGGGCUGCGGGUCGGGAGUGCGGGACACGCCGUCUAACCCCCCCGCAGGCUGGUCUCGUCCAUCCAGGCCGUCAUGGCCUCCACGGCCGGCUACAUCGUGUCCAGCUCCUGCAAGCACGUCAUCGAUGACCAGUGAGUGCCCCCGGCCCCGGGACCCCCAACCCCGCGCCUCGGCCCCGGAGCCAGGCCCGGCCGAGCCCGCGCCCGCGCUGCCGCUGUCCGUGGUGCUGCGGCGAGUCUCGGCGCUGCUUUCAGCACCGGACAGGGCCCGCAGGCCCGUGCUCCCGGCGGCCCCAGCCCCAUCCCCACCGCUCUCGCCGGCGCCGGCCGAGCAGCGCUGCCCGGACGCCUGGGUCCUCGCUCCGCUCUGUGUGCGGGGCGUUGUGGGGGGGGUCCUGCACCGGCCGCCCCUCCCCCGCUGCCCGGAAACAAUGAGUGCUGCUCCCCCUCCCCGCCCGCCGCGGACAGGGGGGCCAGGGCGUCGUAGGAAAAUUGCGCCCGCAUCCCACCCCACCCCCCCGCUCGGCCCCGCAGCCCCGCUGCUGCAGUGUCCCGGCUGCGGCUCUGGCACGCGGCCUAAUCCCGUCCCGCAGAGCAGCCGCCUAGUCAGCACGGCCUGGCCCCGGGGCGGGGCUGCGGGGCGGGGGCGGGGCGUCGCGGAAGGGGGGUUGCUGGGCACCGCGGGGGCAGCAGCGGGGAUCCGUGACCCCCGGCUGCUCCCAGCACCCCCGGGCGGGCUGGCCCCGCCGCCCCGACCCGGCCCGCGCUGUGCCCGCAGACACUGGCUGGCCCGCGCCUACCCCGAGUUCGCGGUGCCCUACUUCGUGUACGACCUGGGCGCCAUGUUCCUGUGCCACCUGCACAAGGGCCGGCUGCAGGCGCGCGGCGGCCCGGGGCCGGGGCCGGGGCCGGGGCCGGACCGGGGGCUGGCGGCGGCCGCCCGCGCCUUCCUGCGCAAAGAGCUGCUCAUGGUGCUGCAUCACCUCUGCAUGGUGCUGGUCUGCUUCCCCGUGGCCGCCCUGUGGCGCCAGGGCAAAGGCGACUUCUUCCUGGGCUGCAUGCUGAUGGCCGAGCUGAGCACGCCCUUCGUCUGCCUGGGCAAGGUGCUGAUCCUGUACAAGCGGCAGCACACGCUGCUGCACAAGCUGAACGGCGCGGCCAUGCUGGUCACCUUCUUCUGCUGCCGCGUGCUGCUCUUCCCCUACCUGUACUGGGCCUACGCGCGCCACGCCGGGCUGCCGCUGCUGGCCGUGCCGCUGGCGCUGCCGCCUGCCUACAACGCGGCGGCCGCGCUGCUCCUGGCGCCGCAGCUCUACUGGUUCGGCCUCAUCUGCCGCGGGGCCCUGCGCCUCUUCCGCGCCCCCGCCGCCGCACCAGCCCCCGGCCCGGGCGCCGGCCCCGCCCGCGCGCACCCCGACUAGCCCCGCCCCAGGCUCAGGCGGAGCCGCCCGCCCGGGGAGAGCGGGCCCCGGCUCUCCCGCGCUGACCCACUGCUAGGCCACGCCCCCAGUGUUAAGCCACGGCCGCUCCAGGGCACAGGCCCCGCCCCAGGGGGAGAUGGCCCUGGCUCCCACCCCGCCCCCAGUGCUAGGCCACGCCUCAGUGUUAGGCCACGCCCCCAGGGCACAGGCCACGCCCCGGUCAGUCUGAGCCACACCCUCCCUUCGAGCGGAGAGAGGGUCCUGCCCCUCCCACCGCCACGCCCCGCCCACAGUGUUAGGCCGCGCCCCUCCCUCAUUUAUCGAUUGAUUCCGGGGCCGGAUGUGUCCGUUUGACGGCACACUACGUAUUUAUUUAUUUAUUUAUUUAUUUAUUUACUGAGAGGGGCGGGGCCGCGGCGCGGGGCCCGCUAGCGGUCAUGGGGCAGAGGGGGGCCGGGCAGGAGGGGGCGGGGCCUCCCCGCUGCCCCGCCCCCCCUCCGGGGCGGCCCCCCCCACCGUAGCAAUAAGCAGGGGGAGGGGCGGCGCCCCCUCCCCCCCCCCCCGCGCCCCCCAGCAGGGGUGGGGCCGGCGCGGCCGCGCCUAUUAAAGAGCCUUGUGAGGACCGCA
Alligator mississippiensis (American alligator) is the source of this 2121-nucleotide messenger RNA. RefSeq names its product TLC domain containing 3B (gene TLCD3B). Gene Ontology annotation, cellular component: membrane; endoplasmic reticulum. The transcript has 3 exons. Lineage: Eukaryota; Metazoa; Chordata; Crocodylia; Alligatoridae. Gene Ontology annotation, molecular function: sphingosine N-acyltransferase activity. The coding region runs from base 199 to 1494 and encodes 431 amino acids. Gene Ontology annotation, biological process: lipid homeostasis; ceramide biosynthetic process. The record is from RefSeq and is a predicted model, not a curated record.